ACAGCGAGGACACGUGGGUGAGAGUAACUGGCGCACGCCAUCCUCAUUCCUCUGGAACCUCAUCGGCGUCAAACCCUAUCUCCCUCCCUCCUUGCUCUUCUUGAUCACUACCUUUUGGUCCUAAACUCCUUACCCUCUCCCUAACUUAAUCUCCUCAUGAAAUUCACUCUUCAAGAUUCUAUGGUUUCGUCGUUAAUCCCGUUUUCUGACGCGGUUCUUCUUUAAUAAUUCGCCUGAAUCUCUAACCCUACGAUUUCCUGUUCCUUGCCAUGGAGGGCUCUGCAGAGGAUCUCGGAGCCCCGGAGUCAUGGGAGGCCGCCGAUUUGGACGAGUCAAUGCGACGCUUGAUGCUUUCCUCCAACAGAGACUCCAAGGUGCAGGAUGCUCUCGACGCUUCGUCUUCCUCAGCUGCCUCCGGCUCGACCACUUCGUCGUUUUCUACUUCAGCGUCCACUUCCUCGCCUGGAGAGAAGGUUUCGGAGGAUCUCAUCAACCAGGUUGACCAGUUCCUCCGCGAAGCUAUUCAGAACCCUCGCGAACGGCUGUCAAUUUUGAGGAUGGAGCAAGAUGUAGAGAAAUUCAUCCGGGAUCCUAAGCAACAGCAGCUUGAGUUUCAGCAGCUGCCUACUUCAUAUUUACGGCUGGCUGCACACCGGGUUGCUCAGCAUUAUUCACUGCAGUCAAUGGUUUUACUGGAUAAUAGUUUGCCAGAUGGGUCUGGUUCCAAAAUAAUUGUCCGAAAGACUUCUGAAUGUCGGCUUCCUUCUAUUCGUCUUGCUGACAUUCCUGUGAAAUUACCUUCAGAGGACAGCACAGUUAUGAAGGUUGCCAUUAAACAGAGGCCACAUAAGCAUUCACAGGUUGUUAGUUGUUCAAAUUCAAGUUCGGUAAAGAGUAACAACUCCAAAAGUGUGGAGGAAAGGAAAGAGGAGUAUAAUAGGGCUCGUGCUAGGAUAUUUAAUUCUGGCAGCAAUGCUAGUAAUGUGAUUGGGAAACCUGAAUGUGAGGCAAGGCAGCAUGAUAACCCUUUGCCUGUUUCCGUAGGAAUUUCUAGAGUGGAAGAUAAAUCUCCUUCCGUAUCUGAUGCAAGCUAUGGAAGGGGGCUGGUUGAGUGUUCAACAAAUAGCAGUAGGGCUAGAAGUAGGGCAGCAGAGAAGGAGCCAGCUGGUAGGUACAAACAAGGUAAUAGGGUGGCUAUUUUCCGGGAUCGUGAGACUGACCGCAAGGAUCCUGAUUAUGAUAGAAGCUAUGAUAGGUACAUGCAAAGAUUUGAUCCUGGGUUUGGGUUCAAUGGAGGGUCAUAUGCCAUUCAGCCAAUGUAUACGCCUGUGUUGAACUACAACACUGAGUUUCCACAGCUUGGAUCUACACAUGGACCUCAACUUUCUAAUGAGCACCAACCGCGGCCAAUUCCUCAGCACCUACCUGGACCAUGGGCAGCUCCAUCAACACCUGCUGGUAUUGGGUAUGGACAUCCAGAACCCAUGUUGUCGCCAUUCAGUCCCAAUCAAGUUGGUGCACACUCCUCAUCAACUAUGUUCUUGCAUUCAUCUCAGUAUCCUUGUCAGCGCCCUGGAAUGCCUUUUAUCCAUCACGAACAUAUUCACCAGCCCUUUGCACAGCCUCAUCAACAACCACCUGAUGCAAGUUUUGGAUUGGCCCGGCCCCGGUGAGGGGCUUGGGCCAUGCCUGCACCCAAUCAGCCAGAGCUUUAUGGUGUAAGAUGAUGGGCUUUCUUAGCUUCAUAUUCACUUUAAGCUGACUGGAGUGCAGGCAUGUUGGCCGAGUUGGACUGGAAUGGACUUGAAAUUCUGGACCACCACAAUUGAUCCAUUUUUCCAUGCUCGGUUGAACAAGGAUGCGAUUUGCACCUUAAAUGACUCAUGAUUUCCCUUAGGAUAUUCAACUUAUUUUGAGCUCAUUUAUUGCUUGAUGAUGAAGAAUGAGUUGAAGAUGUUUUGAGAGCUGAUGAAGUAUAAGCUUAAGUUGGAUGAAGCUACCUUCAGCGCUCGAGGAAUUGCAGUAAAAGAGCUUGGCAGGUUAGUUGCUGUUGCGUUGCAGGAGCUUUGAUGCUCGCCUGGCUGGAGUUGCUCAAGCUUCAGUUGCCAAUUAUAGACAUUACAGUAGCCUGGUGAAUAAUCCUAAACAUGUACUAUAUAUAUAUGGCGGACUUUUCUGUAUGUUUGAUUGUAUAUUUAACUUGCGUUUUGCCAUUCAUUUGAAUAUCUGUCGUCUAUUAGUCGCAAACUUUUCGUUAAUGGUCAUUUUAUGUAUGAUUGUUAUGGUUGGGUUCUGCG
Prosopis cineraria is the source of this 2297-nucleotide messenger RNA. RefSeq lists its product as uncharacterized. The transcript has 5 exons. Bases 270 to 1673 code for a protein of 467 amino acids. The record is from RefSeq and is a predicted model, not a curated record. Gene Ontology annotation, molecular function: nucleic acid binding. NCBI's taxonomy places the organism in Eukaryota, Viridiplantae, Streptophyta, Magnoliopsida, Fabales, Fabaceae.